Paramecium sonneborni is the source of this 2442-nucleotide messenger RNA. The record is from the annotation of a GenBank genome assembly. NCBI's taxonomy places the organism in Eukaryota, Ciliophora, Oligohymenophorea, Peniculida, Parameciidae.
AUGGUGAAGAAAAAUGAAAACCUUUAAUAGGAUGAUCAUCAUGAAAGAUUUCAAUAAAUUAAACCAGAAUUCAAUGUUUUUAAUCGUAAGAAGAUGAGAAAAGAAAAAAAAAUCAUGAAAAAAUAGAAACAUAUGUAAAUUAAUUAAUAGCGAAAUUGGUAAAAUUAAGGUGUUUAUAUUGAUAAACAGAGUGAACAUUAUAAAUAACUAAAAACAUAAAACUAAGAAUAACAAAAUUAAUAAAUACCAAAAUAAUAAAAUUUAUAAUAGUAAAAAUAAGUGAAGAAGACAUAAAAUUCUAGUAAUAAAGAAAUAGAUUAAAAAAGUAAAUUAAAAUUGCAGCAAGAGAUUUUAUAAGAAGAAAAAGAAAUUGAGAGAUUAACUAAAAAGUUAAAAUUGAAAUAGAAUAGAUUACCAAAGGUAUAAAUUAUGGAAGAUGGGUUAGAAGAGGAUUUGUUCGAUUUUUUAGAUCAUAUUGAUAAAAGUGUUAAAGAAAAAGAUAAACCUUAAAACUAUUUAGCUUUUUAAAAGAAGGAAUAAAAUGAAGAAGAUUAAGAUUAAAGCUUGAAUUAGAAUUCAGAACAAUAUUCUGAUGAAUUAAGUAAUGAAUUAGUUUAAGAAGAAGAAAUGGAGGAAGAUGAUGAAGAAAAUAUAAUUGAAGAUCAAGAUGAAUAAGAAUAGAGUCAUGAUUUGAUUGAAGAUUAAGAAAAUUAUGAUGAUGAUGAUGAUAUAGAUGAUGAUGAAAUUUAACCAGAUGAAGAUGAAGAGGAAAUGGAAUAAGAAGAAAGCUAUUAAUCAGAUUAGAAUGAAGAAGAAUCUGAAGAAUUAAAUCAAAAAAUACAAAAAAAUGUUUUAUAAAAAUAGUAAACGCCUAUUAAUAAUCAAGAAUAAAGUGAACCAUAAAAAGAAUAAGAGUUUUAAUAAGUUCAAGAAAUAUAAUAUGAUGAAAAUCAGCUUAUGGAAGUUCGAAAACUUUUGAAUAGAAACUUAAACAAAAUUUCAGAAGCAAAUAUAAAUAAUAUUGUAGAUGAAAUUGAUAAAAUUUUUAAUUAACAUCCUAAACAAAUUGUAGGUUUAGUAUUUGGUUAAUAAAUUGUUUAAUCUACAAUAAAACCUAUUGCACUAUUACCAUACCUACUGACCUGUAUAAUUGCAUCUUCUAGUUAUUUUCAUUAAUUAUAUGAUAAUUUGUUUUUUGGUGAAUUGAUUAAAUAGGUAAUACUUAAAUUAAGAGCUGCUCCUGUUAAUCAUGAAAUUAAAAAUAUAACAUUAAUAUUCUGUCAUUGGUAUUUAUUUGAAUCAAUAUCAUUGUAAUUCAUUAAGGAAUUUAUAAAAUAUUUGUUGAAAAAUUAAACUGCAGAUAAUGUUGAAAAUUUAAUAUUGAUUAUUUAAUAUUGUGGGAAGAAAAUAAGAUAGGAUAAUCCAGCAAUUCUAAAAAUGAUUAUUGAAGAUAUUAAAUAAGCAUUUUAAAAUGCAAGUGAAUCAAGAACAAAAUUUUUACUUAUGACCUUAGAUGAUUUAAGAUUAAAUAAAAAGAUAACAAGUUAAUCAGAAAGAUUGGAGUUUAUUUUAAAUUGGUAUAAAUAAAGAACAUAAAAAUUGAUUCAUAGAAUAUUUUGUUAAGGAUUUGAUUUUAGUUAAGAAUCUUAAUUUUUGAGUAAUAAUUGGUGGAAACCUAUUGUAACUAAUGAAGAAUAGAGUUAAUUAUUUUAAGAAUUUAAAUAAUAAAAAAAAAAUAUCAAAUUAGAAAAGUUAGAGCAACUUGCUAUUGAUUAAAAAAUGGUAACUGAAACUCGUAAGACUGCAUUCAUUAUAAUAAUGGGAGCUGAUGAUUUAUUUGAAGCUGCUUAAAAUUUAGACAAACUUGGUUAUUUAAAAAAGAAAAAGCAGGAUGUAUGUUUGGUAAUUGUUGAAAUGUGUGGAAAUGAGAAAACUUAUAAUCCCUAUUACUAAGAAUUAGCUCAUUAUUUAAUAAAUUGGGAAAGAGGAAUGAAAUAAGCUUUUCAAUAUAUGUUAUGGGAUAAGUUUAAAUUAUUAGAAAACUACAGUAUAAGAAAAAUAAUAAAUAUUGCUAAAUUUUGUUCCAAUUUAUUAAAGAAAGAGAGUCUAAAUUUACUUUUAUUAAAAUGGUUUAAUUAUGAAGAAUUAUUAGAAAUUUAAGCUUAAUUUUUGUGUAUAGUUAUAUAAAAUUUUUUAUAAAAGUAAGUAAAUUGAAUAAUAAUUUUUAGUAUUACAAUAGAUAUAAUGGCAAAAUAGAGUAAAAAUCUGUUUGAACAUGCAGAUUACUUACCUUUCAGAAAUGGGCUUUAAAUGUUUAUGAAAAAUAGAUUCAAAACUUAUAUUGAAAGUUAGGAUGAUUAGGCUAAGUUUAAUUAAUUAAAGAAAGAUUUGAGAAUAAUGAUUAAAUUGUUAGAUGAGAGUGUAAUAAAUAAUGAUGAUUGA